This is a messenger RNA of Cydia pomonella (codling moth), 3556 nucleotides long. RefSeq names its product SPARC-related modular calcium-binding protein 1 (gene magu). Lineage: Eukaryota; Metazoa; Arthropoda; Insecta; Lepidoptera; Tortricidae. Gene Ontology annotation, molecular function: protein binding; calcium ion binding. The coding region runs from base 591 to 2258 and encodes 555 amino acids. The transcript is spliced from 12 exons. The record is from RefSeq and is a predicted model, not a curated record.
AUUUAUUUCCCUUGUCGGCUUACCUAGUUUUCGGUUAAAAUAACUAGGUACUUAGUACUUAUUACUACAAACAGAGCUUAGAUUUAUGGAAAAUAUUUAGGUAGGUAUUUGCUACUUAUUGUGACUACUAGUUAGGCGUUUGAGUCAGGCGAUAAUAUAUUUCUAAUGAUCUAAAUGACAUACCUAUUGAAAGAGAAUGCUCAUUAUAUUGAUAUUUUAUUCGACUGGUUGUUUAUUUGGUGAUUAACACCGGUUUAUCGUAUUUAUGGCGCAUCAUUAUUCCCGUGGAGAGUGGCAAAUCAGCUAAGCGGUGGGCGGGGCGGGGUGCGCGCGCGCCGCGUCUCGCACGGGAUCGCUCUAUCCUUGUUAUUAUGUAUUUUAUUCUGUUUUAACUCUCACUCCAGACGAACGUCUCGCGUCUGAUCCAUACCGUAUUAUUACCGGUGCGGUGCAAAAUCAAACCCAGUUAUGUCAAUAUGAUCAUUAAAAAGUUGUUUAGCUAUCAGCCGAUCGAUGUCGGUUUAGUGAACGAGUGAUCUAAUAGUAUUAUAUUUAUUAAUACAAUUAAUUUUUAAUACCUUUUAGCAAUUAUGUAUAUUAUUAAAUCAUUAAUUAUGCUACAGUUCUUUAUUGUUAUGUUUUUAUUAUACGUUAGUGAUGCAGUGCCCAACGUUAAGACUAACAACGAGCACUGCGCCGGGCGUGCCGCGUCGUGCGACGCGAACGCCGGGCCUCGUCGUGCAGUGUGCGGGACGGACGGACGGACGUACCAGACGCGCUGCCACCUCCUCAAAGCCCAGUGCUCGGGUGAACCCGUGGCGCUAGCCAGAAAAGGACCAUGUGCGGAGGGCCAAUCAUCCUGCCUGAUUGCGUUGCGCUAUGCCCUGAACGGGCAAGGCGGGCGCCGAGCCAACUUCGUGCCGCGCUGCCGCGCAGACGGCACCUACGCCGCCGUGCAGUGCGCAGCCGCGGGCGCCGGCGCCGCCGCGGGCUGCUGGUGCGUCACGCCCGACGGCAAGCCGCUCCAGGACACCACUGUCAGGAAUGGGAGACCUGAUUGUACCAAAACUGGUAAAUCGCACACCAGACGUCGGUCAUCGGUCCGAGGUCAACGGAAUAAAAGAAGUUGUUCCCGAUCAGACCGGGUGUUAUUCAACGCGAAUCUUAUAAAGAUAUUCAGCGUAGAGUAUGAGCGCGCUCGGUCGGGCUCGGGCUCGAUGGAGCCACGCUCCGUGGCAGACUGGAAAUUCGGGGAGCUCGACCGAGACAGGAGCGGGGCCUUGCAGAAGCCCGAGUACAGAGGACUGAGGAGGCUCAUCAAAAAAUUGGUGAAGCCGAAGCGCUGCGCACGCGCCUGGGCCCGCGGCUGCGACGCCGACGGCGACGGCGAGAUCGCGGCUACCGAGUGGGCCGCCUGCCUGCUCGAGAAUCCAGAACCGCCUGCACCGGAUUACGAGGAUAACGGAGCGGAAGCCGAACUCGACUAUGGGGAGGAAGAGCCGCCGCCGGACCCGAGCGCAGUUUUGCCGGGAAAUAUCAGGCAUUCAUUCGCGCCCGACGGCUCCGAAUCGGAAGCUCACCGAGAAGAUGAGGCCAACGACUGCCUCACGGACCGACAGGCCGUUCUGGACGAACAGAAGGCGGGCGCCGCGGCGCUGUACGUGCCCGAGUGUACGGGGGACGGCCGAUACGCGCGCGCGCAAUGCUACCGCUCCACCGGGUACUGCUGGUGCGUGCACCAGGACACCGGCAAGCCGAUCCCGGGCUCAUCCGUCAAGGACUUGCGGCCGGACUGCGACGCCGCGCCGCACCACGCUAGCCCCAUGAGAGGAUGUCCCGAACCAAUGAAGUCAAACUUCCUGCGAGACUUGAUGAGAUUUUUGAUUACAAAAAUGGCGGCAACCACGAAUGGAACAGGACCCGGGGAAAUCGUAAAAUGGGGGGCAUCAAAAGAAGAGCAAGCGGCCACAUGGACAUACGUGAUGCUAGACAAGGACAAAAACAAAGCCCUGGAACGACGGGAGUGGAAGUCGUUCCACCAGCUGAUCGCCAACAUGGAGCCCCUGCGGAGGUGCGGGCGCAAGCUUCCCCGCUACUGCGACAUCAACCACGACUCCAAGAUUACUAUAACUGAGUGGAUGGCCUGCUUGGAGGUCACGCAACUCCCACUGAGCCAAACGACGGAGCCAACUAAGGUUUCAAAUCCUAGAAGAAAAGGACCAAAUCCUCUUGAGUCAAUCCUGAAAGCAGAUGACUAAAAUUUAGGAAAGAGCUAUGGAUUUUACAAUAAAUGUUGCUAGCGUUGCUCGUGUUUAAACACAAGCUUUCACUAAAAGUAAUAAUCGAAAUGUACAGUCACGUAUUCCGCAGCUUAAUUUUUAACAAUGUUAAGAUAGGAACUACGUAAUUUUGCGGUUGGAACAUGGCUUCGACGUGACCGAGAAAUUAUCGGGCACGGCACAAGUCCUACAAGCCUAUUCAGCUUACACACUGUGACUUUUUGCAGUUCGUCAAAUUUUUGAAGCAGUACUAGACGUUAGGUGCCAGCGAUGAGACGAGUAGAACCAGGGUCAGUGUAUAAUGGUAGGCUAGCGCUAAAAACGUACCUACCUACUGUAGAAUGAAAAAGAAACAAACCUAGGGACUAUUGUUUGCAAGAUAUAAUGUCCUAUAAUAAGAGGUAAUAAUGGCUACUUCACACCACACUUGCGCGAUGAUAUAAAGAGGACAAGACGAAAAAUUUGCGGUUAGUGCUAGUGGUACGCUAAAAUACCCUGCAAAUUGUGUUAAAAGCAUGAAAAUUAGUAAGAUUUAUGUUUAGGCCAUUUGAAUCAAUUUGACACAUAGAACAUUUAAAAAAAAUUAAAAGGGAGAGGAGUUAUGACGUUAACAAUUUCUUCAGAAACCUAUCGUGUAUGGUAUUCAAUGAAAGGGUUUUUUAAGCCGAUUCUAAAAAUAUAUCACAUUAAUACCGUUCCGUAUUUUUUUUAAUUAAGUAGAAUAAUACUAAUUUUCAAAACAUCAAGUGUGAGCUUCUCCAGAUACAAUACCAUUUUUUUUUGUAAUAUUUGCAUCAUAUAUCCUCAUUCCUAACUGAACCCUAGCUCUAAAUAUUUACAUUAAGUUUUUUUUUGUUUUUCGUUUAUUUUUAAAUCAAUCUUACCGAUUUUCAUACUUUUAACACCAUCCGCAGCAUUUGACUGAAUUUCGGGGUGUACCGCUAGGACUAGGUUCUAAAGACGUGAAAUCAGUAAAAAAUCUAGGCGGACAUACAAAAAACGUUCAGUGACUCGAGUCUGAUCGUGCCAGUAGAUGAAACUGUCUUACAAUUGAAAUGUAGCUGCUAUAGUUUUUUUUUAUGAUUUUUUUACUGUUAAACAUAGUUUCAUGGUAUUUUUAAAUUAUACCCGAAGUAUUAUUUUAUUUGUUAAAUGUAAUAUAAUUUGACUUGAAUAUUUAAAAGUAUUAGCAUAUGUAUUACUGAAAUCUACACACUACUUAUAUCGUACGAAUAGAGUUAAAAGUGCCCAGAUAUUUCCAGGCACAUUGUCUACUU